GUUUUUUCUGGUUUGGUCCCGCCUCUCUCAUGGCACAGAGAGAGAGAGAGAGAGAGAGAGAGAAACAUAAAUAAAGCGCAGGCUUUUCGUUUUUUCCGUUUUGUUUUCUGCUGUAAUUUCAUGCACUGAUGUUAUUUAGCUCUGAUGGCUGAUUGUGUGUCUCGCCUGUUGUUACUUUGUGUUUUCUCGGCUGUGGUUUGGAGCUGUGUGCUGGCCGGACGCAGUGAUGUGAUGGAGCUGAAGGACUUGGAUUUUGACUACAUAGCCGCCGAGCAGGAGACCAUGCUGGUCAAGUUUUAUGCUCCCUGGUGUGGCCACUGUAAGAAACUCGCUCCUGAGUUUGAAGCUGCGGCUACAAGACUUAAAGGUAUCGCGACUUUAGCCAAGGUGGACUGUACGUCAGACACAGAGGUUUGUGGGCGAUUUGGGGUCACCGGAUAUCCUACUCUUAAAAUAUUUAAGAACGGAGUGGAAACAUCGACAUAUGAUGGUCCUCGUUCAUCAGAUGGAAUCGUGGACCACAUGAAAAAGCAGGCGGGGCCCGACUCCAUGCUGCUGAACAAUGAAAAAGACCUUGAGGCCUUCAUCAACCACUUUGAUCCUAGUGUAAUCGGAGUGUUUGAGAGCAGCGACAGUCCUCAGCUGGUGGAGUUUCUGAAAGGAGCCAGUCUGAUGAGGGACAGCUUCCGCUUCGCUCACACCACCGACAUGCAGCUCGGCCUCAAAUACGAGCUCACAUCAGAGGGUGUCCUGCUCUUCAGGCCUCCCAGGUUGGCCAGUAAGUUUGAGGACAGCGUGGUACUACUCAGAGGCUCGUUUUCCAUCACUGGUUUACGCCGCUUCAUCAGAGACAACAUUUAUGGAAUCUGCCCACACCUGACCAAAGAAAAUAAAGAUCAACUGAGGAAGAGAGACCUGCUGACAGCGUAUUAUGACCUGGAUUAUCUACGCAACCCCAAAGGCUCCAAUUACUGGAGAAACAGAGUAUUAAAGGUGGCGUCUCAGUACAAGGAUCAUGGCCUGCACUUCUCAGUGGCUAACCGGCGAGACUUUUUGGAUGAGCUUGAAGAAGAGUACGGUCUGGGUACGACAGAAGGGAGCGACAUGCCAUUUGUCACCAUCAGGACUCGAUUAGGACACAAAUACACCAUGCGUGAGGAGUUCACGCGAGAUGGAAAGUCUUUAGAAAGGUUUUUGGAGGAUUAUUUUGCUGGCAGACUGAAGCGUUACAUAAAAUCAGAGCCUAUACCCACUAACAACAAUGGACCAGUCAAGGUGGUCGUAGCAGACACAUUUGAGGAGAUUGUGAAUGAUCCAGAGAAAGAUGUACUGAUUGAAUUUUAUGCUCCAUGGUGUGGCCACUGUAAGAAACUCGAACCAAAAUAUACAGAACUUGGACAGGAGCUUUCCAAUGAUCCCAACAUUGUGAUUGCUAAAAUGGACGCCACAGCCAACGAUGUCCCACAAGGCUACGAUGUAGAAGGAUUUCCCACAAUAUAUUUUGUUCCUGCGUUGAGGAAGGAUGAACCCAGACGAUAUGAGGGGGGCCGUGAAGUGAAGGACUUCCUCAGCUUCUUGAAACGGGAAGCGACCAACCCCUUGGUGCUUCAGGGAGCGAAGGAAGAAUUGUGAUAUAUCAUGAAUGCGAAGGGGAUGCUGGGAAAUGUGCGUCCAGACGGACCCUUCUACAAGGAGGGGCCUCAUCAUCAUCAGACCUCUUGACCUCCCUCCAUCUCACCCUGUGGGACUGCUCAAUCAUCGAGAAUAAAACAAGUUCAUCCCUGCUGCUGUCAGAGCCAUACUGAUCAUCAUCGUCGUCAUCCUCAUCAUCGUCUUCAUAACCCUCAUCAUUAUUGUCCUCCUCCUCCUCAUCAUCAUCAUCUUCAUCCUCACCAUCAUACUAAUCAUCAUCAUAACCCUCAUCAUUAUCGUCAAGUUAGUUGUUAUUAAGUUAGUGAAAUGUACAGAUUUUCAUCAUCAUCAUCAUCUUCUUCCUCACUCUGCAGUGAUGUUAGUGUGUGUACUGACAUGUUGCAGGCUUGUAGGAUCCUGAAGGCGACAGUGAGACACACCUGUACAUUUCACUAAAUUAAUAACAGAACUAAAUUAUAUGAUAAUUUACAAGCUUCAGUCUUGUACAGCAGGAAAUCCUCUGAACAAACAUUGUUUAACAAUCUUAUAGAAACAAUACAUUUUAACAGAGUUAACUGUGUAAGGUAAGUAAGGUAAAGUAAGUAAAUUAAGUUUACUUACUUGUUUACUUUAGUAGGGUAAAUUCAUGUAAGUAAGUAAGUAAAGUAAUUAAGGUGAAGAGAACACACCACGCCUGAGCUGAGAGCACCGUAAACAAUUAGGAAAUAUGGCUGCUGAGCCCAUGCUAGCUAGCUCGGUAGCUGUUGACUAUGACUAACAAUUUAACUAUCUAUAAUGUCUUUAUGCGCACAAUGAAAAGGCAAGAAGAGCUGAAAUACAAACCUUAAUCACAAAAGAGUAAGUAUUACCAAUGAAACUGAAUUAAACAACUACUCUACAAUUCGUGUUCACAGCUAGAUACACAUCACAAGCUGAAAGCUAAUAUUAGCGAGUUAGCUAGCGAGCUAGUUAAACUCAGUUCAACUGCUCGGUUAACCUAAGGUCCUGGGUAUUUGUAUUUGGUGCUACAUGUGAAGUUAAUGUGUUGAAAUUAAUUAAAUGGAACAUUUGUAAAUUGGUGUUUUCGACUUGUGAAAGUCAUGAGACUGUUGUUACACAAACGAAACUAAAAAUGGCUGCCGGACACAUGUUAAGCCAGCUGCUUGAGCGAGGCUAAAAAUUUAGCUGUGUUUUGUGAGAGUUAGUACAAAUGAAUAUAGUUUUCAAGAAUUUGUCUGCAUUUACUUAAAGACUAAUUACACACCCAAAACAUGGUUAGCGUUUAGUUAAAAACUAAAAUGAUUUAUUUUGUAAGACUUUGAGGAAGACAACAACCUACAUGACUAUAAAUAAAUACAGAAAGGACAUUGUUCAUAUCACACUCUCCAGUGUCACCCAAAUGAGGAUGGGUUCCCUUUUGAGUCUGCUUCCUCUCAAGGUUUCUUCCUCAUAUCAUCUAAGGGAGUUUUUCCUUGCCACAGUCGCCUCAGUUGCCUCAGGCUUGCUCACUAGGGAUAAUUCUGUCUAACAUCUAGGACUGUUUGCAUGCUUUUUGUUUCUGUUUGCAUGCUUUUUGUUUAUUAUGUUCUGUAAAGCUGCUCUGAGACAAUGUUCAUUGUUAAAAGCGCUAUACAAAUAAAAUUGAAUUGAAAUUGAAUUGAAUCAAGCCAAUCAAAAUAAUGGAAAAACUGUUGCUAGUUCUGCCUCUGUAGCGCUAUAACUCUGCUGGAACCGGGGAUAAUGUGUCAUGGUCCUCAAGUAUGGAGACACAUCACAUUAUGCACAUCAGCCAGCAAUAUUACCAGCCUCUGCUGAGGACACCCUCCACCCCUCAUAGUCAUGAGUAUCUCCCUAUUCUGCACAUUUUUGUUUUCUACGGAAGUAGAAUCAAGAUAAAAAAUGUUUCUUGUGAUCUCAAGACAGCAAAAGUUGUUUUCUCAAGAUCACAUUAUCAUGCAUGUAUGUACAUCAUGGAUGACUGCAUCCGUUUUUACUUUAAUCAGAAACUAUCAGGAGGAAAUACCUGGUAUAGUGGUACAGUUUUGAUAGAUUUUCCUGGGUUCACUUAGAAUCAGGAAGAAUCAGGUCUGUGUUCUCGCUGCUGCCACAACCUCUGUACCAGCCGGGGAAGAGAGAGCCAAAGAAACACACAAAGUCAGUGUUAAAGCAGCAGAGCUCUUCAAAGUUUACUGAGGAAACAGGGAGUAUUUAUACAAAAAAAAAAAGGUGUAGUAUUCUGAAUUAUCUAUAUGCAAUAUCUGCAGAGACAAAGGCGUCAGACAGAAGCAUCAGCAGAGACCAGAAGUGGUGGAUGACGUUUCACAAAAUGAGAUUAUGUCCCGCAGUGUCCGAGCUCAGAACAUGUUUAUCAGAACAGAACAGAAGAAGAACAAAAGCUAUCACGAGGUC
Messenger RNA from Pangasianodon hypophthalmus (striped catfish), 4041 nucleotides. RefSeq names its product protein disulfide isomerase family A, member 8 (gene pdia8). The record is from RefSeq and is a predicted model, not a curated record. Gene Ontology annotation, molecular function: protein disulfide isomerase activity. The coding region runs from base 145 to 1632 and encodes 495 amino acids. Gene Ontology annotation, cellular component: endoplasmic reticulum; cell surface. Gene Ontology annotation, biological process: response to endoplasmic reticulum stress; protein folding. Lineage: Eukaryota; Metazoa; Chordata; Actinopteri; Siluriformes; Pangasiidae. The transcript has 14 exons.